Molecule: messenger RNA, 159 nt
Organism: Acaulospora morrowiae
Lineage: Eukaryota; Fungi; Glomeromycota; Glomeromycetes; Diversisporales; Acaulosporaceae
Source: the annotation of a GenBank genome assembly
AUGGAAACUAGUAAUAACAUUAGCGAUAUUACUCUUAACUUUCGCGUCCAUGAUAAUAAUAAAUCACCUAACACAUCUAAACCAUUGGAUGAUCACAAAGUUAAUAUUUCCAGAUAUGCAAAAAUUAGUGAACUUAAAAACGAGGUUAAGGAAGUGUUG